Molecule: messenger RNA, 1503 nt
Organism: Puma concolor (puma)
Lineage: Eukaryota; Metazoa; Chordata; Mammalia; Carnivora; Felidae
Source: RefSeq, a predicted model, not a curated record
AUGCCACCGCCGCGGGGCGACGUGACCGCCUUGUUCCUGGGGCCUCCGGGCUCUGGAAAGUCCGCUCUGAUUGCAGCGCUGUGCGACAGAAAUGUGGAGACGAUAGAGAUCCCCGAGGGACGGCCGUACUCAGGGAUCCCCAGCCUGCGAGCGGCGGGCCCCGGCCUCUUCCUGGGCGAGCUGAGCUGCCCACCCGCAGCGCCGGGGCCCUGGGCGGCGGAGGCCGAUGUGCUGGUACUGGUCCUGCCCGACCCCGAGGGGAAUGGGGAGCCCCUGGCCCCAGCGCUGGGAGAGGCGGCGCGGGCCGCCCUGGCCCGUGGGACCCCGCUGUUGGCUGUGCGGAACCUCCGUCCUGGGGAUUCACAAAAUGAAGACCAGGCCCGGGAUCAGACAGCGGCCCUGCUGAACAGCGCGGGGCUGGGGACCGCGGCUCUCUUCGUGCUGCCGGCGGACUGCGGCAGCCGAGAUGACUGUAAGGAAUUGGAGCGCCUGCGGGUGGCGCUGCAGAGCCAGGCGGAGGUGUUGCAGAGGCUCCUGCCACCGGCUCAGGAUGGCUUCGAGGUCCUGGGUGCAGCAGAGCUGGAGGCUGUGCGGGAGGCCUUUGAGACCGGUGGCCUGGAGGCGGCACUGUCGUGGGUUCGCGCUGGCCUGGAGCGGCUGGGCAGCGCGCGGCUGGACCUGGCCGUGGCCGGCACGGCUAAUGUGAGCCUUGUGCUGAACACGCUCCUCGGGUUGGAUCCCGGCGAUCCAGAUGCGGAGCCUGUUUUCAUGCCCGCGGGGCCCACACCCUACCCGGCCCCGGAGCGUCCCAAUGUGGUGCUCUGGAGUGUGCCUCUGGGCUCCGCGGGCAUUGCUGCCGCCCCCCAUCCCACCCACUACGACGCCCUCAUCCUCGUCACCCCGGGAGCGCCCACUGAGAAGGACUGGGCUCAGGUUCGGCCCUUGGUGCUGCCAGAUGCACCGCUGGUCUGCGUGCGAACAGACGGCGAGGGCGAGGAUCCAGAGUAUCCCGAGGAAGAGGGAAAGGCAGAGAAGCCCGGCAGCGAGAGCUUAGAGAACGCUGGCGGAGGGGAGUUGAAGAAUGCACGCGGUGAGGGAAGGGAGAAACGUGACGCUGGAUUGCAGAAAGGUAGCGGGGAAGGUUCAGAGAAAGCAGGCAGCGGGGAAGGUUCAGAGAAAGCAGGCAGCGAGAAUUUGCCACGUGUUGGCGGCGGCGCGAAGAAAUCGGGCAGUGGGGACUCAGAGCGUGCGGCCGCACUGAGCCCCGAGGAUGAGACGUGGGAGGUGCUGGAGGAGGCACCGCCACCUGUGUUCCCCCUGCGGCCCGGCGGACUCCCCGGGCUCUGCGAGUGGCUGCGGCGCGCGCUGCCGCCCGCCCAGGCGGGGGCGCUGCUGCUGGUGUCCCCAAGAGGUUCUGCCUUCUGGAGUACACAGAGUGCCGCAGAGAGCAAGAGGCCCACAGAACAGCUAGGUCGUGUUCCAGACCGCGGGAGUGCGCCGUGA